Messenger RNA from Echinops telfairi (small Madagascar hedgehog), 2512 nucleotides. It is a transcript of the gene SPATA20, whose product is annotated as spermatogenesis associated 20. The coding region runs from base 135 to 2372 and encodes 745 amino acids. Gene Ontology annotation, biological process: carbohydrate metabolic process. The record is from RefSeq and is a predicted model, not a curated record. Lineage: Eukaryota; Metazoa; Chordata; Mammalia; Afrosoricida; Tenrecidae. The transcript is spliced from 16 exons.
AGGCCGCGGGCCUUUCUCCAACGGCACCCUGGGCUGCCCCUGCCCCUGCCCCGUUGCAGCCGGGACCUUCCUUAUUGAGGGGUUGCUCUUCCCGGGACAAGGACCGAAGUGCGACAGUCGCUAGUUCUGUGCCCAUGCCCGCUGGAGGGAAAGGUAGCCGUCCCACUUGCCCCGGAUCUGCAUCUCAGAGAACCCCCAACCGUCUCAUCCACGAGAAGUCCCCAUACUUGCUCCAACAUGCCUACAACCCUGUGGACUGGUACCCCUGGGGACAGGAAGCCUUUGAGAAGGCCAAGAGCGAAAACAAGCCCAUUUUCCUCUCAGUGGGGUACUCCACCUGCCACUGGUGCCACAUGAUGGAGGAGGAGUCUUUUGAGAACGAGGAGAUCGGCCGCCUGCUCAGCGAGGAUUUCAUCUGCGUGAUGGUAGACAGGGAGGAGCGGCCGGACGUGGACAAGGUGUACAUGACCUUCGUGCAGGCCACCAGCAGUGGGGGCGGCUGGCCCAUGAGUGUGUGGCUGACUCCCAGCCUCCAGCCCUUUGUGGGGGGCACCUACUUCCCCCCUGAGGAUGGUCUGACCCGAGUUGGCUUCCGCACAGUGUUGCUGCGAAUACGGGAGCAGUGGAAACAGAACAAGAACACCCUGCUGGAGAACAGCCAGCGGGUCACGGCGGCCCUGCUGGCCCGCUCCGAGAUCAGCAUGGGCGACCGGCAGCUGCCGCCCUCCGCUGCCACCAUGAACAGCCGCUGCUUCCAGCAGCUGGACGAGGGCUACGACGAGGAGUACGGUGGCUUCGCUGAGGCCCCUAAGUUCCCCACGCCUGUGAUCCUGAGCUUCCUGUUCUCCUACUGGCUCAGCCAUCGACUGACUCAGGACGGCCCUCGGGCCCAGCACAUGGCCUUGCAUACCCUGAAAAUGAUGGCCAAUGGGGGCAUCCGGGACCACGUGGGGCAGGGCUUUCACCGCUACUCCACGGACCGCCAGUGGCACGUCCCCCACUUUGAGAAGAUGCUCUACGACCAGGCCCAACUGGCUGUGGCCUACUCCCAGGCCUUCCAGAUCUCUGGUGAUGAAAUCUACGCUGAUGUGGCCAGAGGCAUCCUGCAGUAUGUGUCCCGGAGCCUAAGUCACCGGUCUGGAGGCUUCUACAGCGCGGAGGAUGCAGACUCGGCCCCCGAGCGGGGCAUGCGGCUCAAAGAGGGUGCCUUCUACGUGUGGACGGUCAAAGAGGUCCAGCAGCUGCUCCCUGAGCCCGUGCAGGGUGCCACCGAGCCACUGACCGCGGGCCAGCUCCUCAUGAAGCACUAUGGGCUCACAGAGGCCGGCAACAUCAACCCCAAUCAGGACCCCAAGGGGGAGCUGCAGGGCCAGAACGUGCUGACCGUCCGAUACUCGCAGGAGCUGACGGCUGCCCGCUUUGGCUUGGACGUGGAGGCCGUGCAGACCUUGCUCAGUUCAGGGCUGGAGAAGCUCUUCCAGGCCCGGAAACAUCGGCCAAAGCCGCACCUGGACUCCAAGAUGCUGGCUGCCUGGAACGGGCUGAUGGUGUCGGGCUAUGCGGUGACUGGGGCUGUCCUGGGCAUGGAGAAGUUCAUCAACUGUGCCAUCAGUGGGGCCAAGUUCCUAAAGCGGCACAUGUUUGACGUGGCCAGCGGCCGCCUGAUGCGGACCUGCUACGCGGGGUCUGGGAGCACGGUGGAGCACAGCAACUCGCCCAGCUGGGGUUUCCUGGAGGACUAUGCCUUCGUGGUGCGGGGCCUGCUCGACCUAUAUGAGGCCUCCCAGGAGAGUGCGUGGCUCGAGUGGGCGCUGAGGCUGCAGGACACGCAGGACAGGCUCUUCUGGGAUUCGCGGGGUGGUGGCUACUUCUGCAGCGAGGCCGAGCUGGAGGCUGGCUUGCCCCUGCGCCUCAAAGACGACCAGGACGGCGCAGAGCCCAGCGCUAACUCCGUAUCAGCGCACAACCUGCUCCGGCUGCACGGCUUCACGGGUCACAAGGACUGGUUGGACAAGUGUGUGUGCCUGCUCACCGCCUUCUCAGACCGCAUGCGCCGCGUCCCUGUGGCGCUGCCCGAGAUGGUCAGGGCCCUCUCCGUCCACCAGCAGACCCUCAAACAGAUUGUGAUCUGUGGAGACCCCCAGGCCAAGGACACCAAGGCUCUGUUGCAGUGUGUCCACUCUGUCUACGUCCCUAACAAGGUGCUGAUCCUGGCCGAUGGCGACCCUUCGAGCUUCAUAUCCCGCCAGCUGCCCUUCCUGAGCACCCUGCAGCAGCAGGAGAACCAGGCCACGGCCUACGUGUGCGAGAACCAGGCCUACUCCGUGCCCAUCACCGACCCCUGUGAGCUGCGCAAACUGCUGCUCCAGUGACCAUCCCAACCUCCGCCUGCUGAGGUGGAAGAUGCUGCUUCCCAACUGACCAGAGACUAGCGCCUGCUGGGCGCAGGCCUCCUCAGCCACCCUCGCUGCCACCCCCACGGGUAGUCAUGUCCCCUGGAAUAAACCUCAUA